Exophiala viscosa is the source of this 1125-nucleotide messenger RNA. RefSeq names its product thiamine pyrophosphokinase. The record is from RefSeq and is a predicted model, not a curated record. The transcript has a single exon. The coding region runs from base 28 to 963 and encodes 311 amino acids. Gene Ontology annotation, biological process: thiamine diphosphate biosynthetic process; thiamine metabolic process. NCBI's taxonomy places the organism in Eukaryota, Fungi, Ascomycota, Eurotiomycetes, Chaetothyriales, Herpotrichiellaceae. Gene Ontology annotation, molecular function: ATP binding; thiamine binding; thiamine diphosphokinase activity.
UAGCUCCGAGUCCUGAGAUUCUUUUUUAUGCAUUCCGAGGGCCUAGGAUCCGCCGGGUACGGUGGCCUUUGGGUUGGGCUCCCGCGCAAGGCUAGCAUUCAGCUUGUCAUCAUAUCAGGUUUGAUCUUUGCGUCCUUAGGUAUCACUCUCUGGCUUUUCACGAUAUCUCAAUUAAUGUCUUCGACUGUUUGGACGACCUGGCAUCCUUGUGGUCUGUUGAGCGGUGAACCUGUCCACCCUUUCGCCAUCAUUGUUCUAAAUCAACCGCUGAAUGGAAAGGCUCUAGACGCUGUUAUCGGGUCAGCCUCGCUCCUGGUGUGUGCCGAUGGUGGUGCCAACAGGCUGUAUACAUACGACCAGGACAAGAGAAACUUCAAGAACCGCCUUCCAGAUGCCAUUAUAGGAGAUUUCGACUCCCUCUCGAAGCCUGUCGAAGAACACUACCGUGCUCAGGGAGUGCCAGUCAUCGAGGAUUCGGACCAAUAUUCUACAGAUUUUACAAAAUGUCUAAAGUGGAUCCGGACUUGGUGCCACAAGAGUUUCGACUCUCCAAGCACGACCAUGGACGUUGUUGUACUGGGAGGCCUCGGUGGUCGUGUGGACCAGGGUUUCUCACAGAUUCAUCAUUUGUACAUGGCAGAGAACGAUGAGGCUCUCUUGAAAGGUCGAAUCUACCUUUUGUCAGAACAGAGCUUGUCAUUUGUCCUAGCUAAUAGCAACAAUCGUAUCCACGUAGUCCCUGGAUAUUUUGAGGAGAAUGUCGGUAUCAUCCCUGUUCUUGGGCGAACCAUUAUCACCACCAGUGGCCUAGAAUGGGAUGUGAACCAGUGGACCACCGAAUUUGGAGGCCAAGUGAGCACAAGCAACCACAUACGAUCCGACAAGAUCGAGAUUUCGUUCCAGGGUCCCAGACCUCUGUUCACGCUGGAACUCCACAAGACCCUGACCGCCCCUGGCUCUUGAACUCUUCAAUGAAGUGGGCAUUGUCCGUGGUCUUCUUUCCAGAUCGAUCCGCUACCACAAUUCUACACUGUUGUGCACACUUCACCGAAAGUCAGCCUCGGCUGACAGCACGACUGUUCCAGAGUCGUUGUCGCCGUCUUGUCGUCGUUGUCCACUCCGAAA